AUUUCAUAAAACACGGUUUAGGAUCCGCUCGCACUGUCGCUUCCGUCCUCUGGCCAUGCCCGCCGCUCUGCUGUCAACUGUCAUCGGGAAUCGAGCUGCGAGGCCCAACGGUUGGGAGGCGGAGGUGGCGGUGGAGGUGAGUUCAAGGAACCGGUUAAAAAUGACAGCUUUGGGUUGAGGCCAGUCGAAAGGUGAGAAAAGAGGAAGCAUCUCGAGAGGUUCUGUUGAAGAAAUCUUCACCCAGUUUUGAUUCGAUGGAGAGAGACCUGCCGGUGGUUCCUUCGCUCCUCCUCCUCCUCCUCCUCCUCUUGCACUUCGCUGUUGAUUGCAAUGGAAGCAAGGUUGGUGUCUGCUAUGGCCGCAACGCCGACGACCUCCCGACCCCCGACAACGUCGCCCAGCUGGUUCAGCUGCAUUCCAUCAAAUACGUCAGAAUCUACGAUUCCAACAUCCAGGUGAUUAAGGCCUUCGCCAACACUGGCGUGGAGCUCAUGGUCGGGGUGCCCAACUCAGACCUGCUCCCCUUCUCGCAGUACCAAUCCAAUGUCGAUACUUGGCUCAAGAACAGCAUCCUCCCCUACUACCCGGCCACAAUGAUCACCUACAUUACUGUGGGUGCUGAGGUCACUGAAACCCGUGAUAAUGUCUCGGCCCUUGUCGUUCCUGCCAUGGUUAAUGUCCUUGCAGCUCUGAAGAAGGCUGGAUUGCACAAGAGGAUCAAAGUCUCUAGCACUCAUUCGCUUGGAAUCUUAUCCAGAUCAUUUCCACCGUCCGCGGGGGCUUUUGACAGCAAAUAUGCCUACUUUUUAAAGCCCAUGUUGGAAUUCCUUGUGGAGAACCAAUCCCCAUUCAUGGUGGAUCUUUAUCCCUAUUAUGCUUAUAGAGACUCUCCUAGCAAUGUCUCUUUGGACUAUGCACUAUUUUCACCAUCUGCCUCAGAUGUAAUUGAUCCAAAUACUGGUUUAGUCUACACAAACAUGUUCGACGCCCAGCUGGAUUCUAUAUUUUUCGCUCUAAUGGCACUGAAUUUCAGAACACUGAAGAUUAUGGUCACCGAAUCAGGAUGGCCUAACAAGGGUGCUGCUAAGGAAACUGCUGCAACUCCUGAUGAUGCUCAGACUUACAACACCAAUCUGAUUCGUCAUGUCAUCAAUGAUGCGGGGACUCCAGCAAAGCCUGGGGAGGAAAUUGAUGUCUACAUCUUUUCAUUGUUCAACGAGAAUAGGAAGCCUGGGCUGGAAUCGGAGAGGAACUGGGGGCUGUUCUAUCCUGAUCAGACUAGUGUGUAUAGUCUUGAUUGGACUGGUAGAGGAAAUGUCGACAUCGUCACUGGUGCUAACAUAACAAGUUCUAAUGGCACUUGGUGUGUGGCUUCAAGCAAUGCUUCAGAUGCUGAUUUGCAAAAUGCAUUGAAUUGGGCUUGUGGUUCAGGCAAUGUUGAUUGUUCAGCUAUUCAGCCUAGUCAGCCUUGUUAUCAACCGGACACAUUGGCUUCUCAUGCAUCCUAUGCUUUCAAUGGCUAUUAUCAACAAAAUGGUGCUACUGAUGUUGCAUGUAACUUUGGAGGUACAGGGUUAAAAACUACCAAAGACCCAAGCUACGAUGCCUGUGUUUACACGACCUCCAGUAAAAUGGGCACCGGAAAUUCUACUUCUGCGGCUUCGACAUCAAAUGCAGAGCAUACCGCCACAUGGUUAACAGAAGGCCUGCCUUUUAUGUUGUCUCUUUGGCUCAUUGCCAUUUUAGGCAUUGCCUUGUAGGAUACAAAUCUUCAAGCUAGAAGAGUUGUUCUGAUGAGUUCAUUGGUGUUAGAGAUGGAUGGAUGGAUAGAGGAGUUGUCUCUGAGGAAAAUUUUGUUGGCACGUCAUCCAUUGCAGGAAUGCUGUAUCUACCUUUAUGUAGAUUUAGUCUCAAACUAGAAUUGCUUAAUGGUAGAUUUACAUUUUCUUAUGUUUGCAUUCU
This is a messenger RNA of Musa acuminata AAA Group (dessert banana), 1962 nucleotides long. RefSeq names its product glucan endo-1,3-beta-glucosidase 13. The transcript has 4 exons. NCBI's taxonomy places the organism in Eukaryota, Viridiplantae, Streptophyta, Magnoliopsida, Zingiberales, Musaceae. Gene Ontology annotation, cellular component: plasma membrane. Bases 255 to 1760 code for a protein of 501 amino acids. Gene Ontology annotation, molecular function: hydrolase activity, hydrolyzing O-glycosyl compounds. The record is from RefSeq and is a predicted model, not a curated record. Gene Ontology annotation, biological process: carbohydrate metabolic process.